UGGGGUGUGUGUGUGUGUGGGGGGGGGAAAUCACCUGCGACUUCUCAAUGAGUCGCAAUAAACUUGUUUCGCACCACGCCAAGAAGAGCGGGAUAUUCCGAGCCGAGGUUUGUGUGCAAUACGUCGCUGGCCGGGAUUAAAGGUGCCAGUGCGCCUCCCCACUUUUGUUCAGGACUUCCAGAGAGAGGGCUUUCCCCGCCGCCGCCACCACAUGGCCGCGAUCCGGAACCUUCCCCUCGGCGCGCCUCUGUUUCCGCGGGGCCGGUAUCUCCGGCGCACCAGCCCCCGCCAUGGCCGCGGCGGAGGGGAAGGACCCGCUGGGAUUCUUCGCGGCUUAUGGCAGCGACAGCAGCUCGAGCGCCGGCUCGGAUUCCGACGGCGAGGAAGGCGCUGGCGUGAAGCGGAAGGCCGAGCCCUCGUCUCCGCAGCCGCGGAAGGGGCUCUCCGAGGGGAAGCCGCGCCUGCCCGGGCCCGACGAGCUCUUCCGCAGCGUCAACCGGCCCGCCUUUCUCUACAACCCGUUGCACAAGGAGAUCGACUGGGAAAGUCGGGUCGUGCGAGCUCCGGAGGAGCCUCCUAAGGAAUUCAAGGCAUGGACUACCAAUGCUGUGCCGCCUCCUGAGACUUACACUAUCAAAGAAUCAAAGCCACCACCUCCUCCUGAGCUUGAUAUGGCCAUCAAAUGGUCUAAUAUGUAUGAAGAUAAUGGUGAUGAUGCUCCAAGGCACGCCAACAAGAUGAACUCCUUAGCGGAGGAAGAAGAGCAAGUACAUGUGGAAUCUGAUGAUGAAAAGAGUGAAUCUGUUUCAUCUAAGAAACGAAAGCUAGAUCCUGAUGAACAGAACAAGAAAAAGAAGCAGCGAUGAAUUUGGACAGCGCUUGACUGCUUAGAACUUCACUAAUGAACACGGGCAUCUUCUGAUCCAUGUUUUUGUAACUGGAGCAGUAGAGAGGAAAAAUAACAGCACAGCAUUGCCAACCAAUACAGCACAGUUAAGGAUUUUGCAACAUCUAUGAUAAUUUUAUUGUACUGAAAAUUCUGGAAUAAUUGGUAUUAUGGAUGUCUUACCUACUUGGAACCUAAGAAAUUUUAGUUAGAAACCUUUUUAUUUUAAAACAUGCCUUCUUAGAAUAUUGUGGUAAAUAUUUGUGCUCAUACAGACUGUGAAACUUCACGGUUCAUCUGUGAGACUGAUAAAUCUUUGACUUGCUUUCUAAGUUACUGUCAUGACAGAAGGUUUUGUGUGGUUUCUACAAAUCAAGCAAUUGUAUUUUUAGUGGGGAGGGUAAGCAAUGUAUUGUGACAAUAGUGACACUAUUUUGACAUGUCUGUAAAGUUUGUAAAUAAGUCACUGAAAUAAAACUAUAUGUUUGAAAAGACA
Molecule: messenger RNA, 1382 nt
Organism: Pogona vitticeps (central bearded dragon)
Lineage: Eukaryota; Metazoa; Chordata; Lepidosauria; Squamata; Agamidae
Gene: C4H1orf52
Product: chromosome 4 C1orf52 homolog
Source: RefSeq, a predicted model, not a curated record